This is a messenger RNA of Entrophospora candida, 2319 nucleotides long. The record is from the annotation of a GenBank genome assembly. NCBI's taxonomy places the organism in Eukaryota, Fungi, Glomeromycota, Glomeromycetes, Entrophosporales, Entrophosporaceae.
AUGUCGAAACGAAGUAAAAAAAAAGUUGAAAUAGAUUCUUCAGUUUUGCCAAAGACACAAUUUGGUAAAAUAACACACAAAAAUGAAAUAUCAACCGCAAUGGAAGUUGAUGAAAAGAUAUCGGAACGUCGAAUUUAUCUUCCUGGACAAAAAUUAGAGAAAGACGAAGUUCUUGAAGCUGACCAAUCGGUAUAUGAAAUGCUGCAUUCCAUGAGUGUUAAAUGGCCAUGUCUAAGUUUUGAUAUUUUGCAUGAUAACUUGGGAGAAGAUAGAAAAAUGUAUCCAGCAACAGUAUAUCUUGUUGGAGGAACACAGGCAGAUAAACCAAAAAAUAAUGAAUUAAUGAUAAUGAAAAUAUCUCAAUUACAUAAAACACGAAACAAUCCUAUCUUGGAACAUAAGAGCCUAAAACAUUAUGGAGGUGUAAAUCGCGUUAGGGCUAUGCCACAAGAAAAUAGUUCUAUUGUAGCUACUUGGUCAGAUACUGGUAAAGUUCAUAUAUGGGACAUAAAGCCAGCAUUAGAUAGCAUAGAAACAGCUGGUAAACAAAUACCAUCGAAUGCAUCAAAGCCAUUAUACACAGUGGAAACUCAUAGUGCUGAGGGAUUUGCCAUGGAUUGGUCACGGACUGUAACUGGAAGAUUAAUAACUGGUGAUAUGCGUUCAAAUAUAUAUCUUACAACGAAGUCUCAAUCCACAUUUAAAGCAGAUUUCGUGCCGUUUGUAGGACACACGGAAUCGGUAGAAGACUUACAAUGGUCGCCAUCAGAAAAUAACGUGUUUGCGAGUGCAAAAGUUGAAUACUUAAUUGCGUCUGGAUCAGAUGAUGGUAUUAUAAGUAUAUGGGAUUUACGAACAUUUGUAAACAAUAAUACAAAACCUAUACCAGUUGCAUCAUUCAAAUGGCAUUCAGCCCCAAUUACUUCAAUUGAAUGGCAUCCAACAGAAGAAUCAGUAUUGGGUGUAUCUGGAGCCGAUGAACAAAUAACCAUAUGGGAUCUUUCAGUUGAAAAUGACCCCGAAGAAGAUUCUUCAAACAAAAUUGUUGGCAACAAUGGUGUCAUUAUUCCUUCACAAUUAUUAUUUAUUCAUCAGGGACAAAAUGACAUCAAGGAAUUACAUUGGCAUCCACAAAUUUCUGGUUGUGUGAUAUCAACAGCUGCUUCAGGAUUUAAUAUAUUUAAAACUGUUUCUGUCAAGGAUAAAUCGUGUAUGAUGGAUAUUUUAUAUUUUAUAUUUGACGCAGCUUUGAGUAACAUUAAACACAUGUCUUCUGAUAAAGCAGCCAGCUUAUUAACACGUACAGAACAAAGACUUUAUAGAAAAAAAGAAGCAAAAAGAAUUCAAGCUUAUGAGAUUAUAGAAAAGUUUGAGAAAUCUUCUUGUAUUAAUUUGUUUUCAAGCGAGGCUACAAAAUAUUUAUGUUUGGUGAAUGUUUGUUAUGGUGGAGUUGGUGGAGUUACUUCUGAACAGUUGACAAAACUUUUUGAAAAAUAUGAAGGUUGGGUUGGAGUAAACUUAACUCAUGGAAAGCCAUAUUCUUUUGUUAUUUUUCAAACAGCUUUAGAUGCAUUUCAUGCACGAGAAUCACUUCAUGAUAAGCAAUGUGAAAUUUUAAAAGGGAAAAUAAUAUUUAUUGAAUUCGUUAAUUUAUCAUAUCAAAAUUUCAUUAAUCAAAUUAAUCACAAUAAAAAUAAGAGUCAUGAGAAAAUAUCGGGAUUAAUAUUGUUAGAGGAAUUUAUCUCAUUUGAUUUAGAAAAAAUUAUAAUAAAUCACGUAAAUUCAAUUGACACUUGGAUUCAAAUUCAAAAUCGUUUUGUGUCACAUUAUGGUUAUAAAUUUAAUUAUGACACAAACAAAGUUGAUGAAUUAAAUUUAAAGUUUCCAUAUUACAUUAAAUCACUACUGGAGAAAUUAAAAAAUUUGUAUCCUUCAUUAACAAUACCAGAUAUGCAACAAUUAACAAUUCAAAUUUAUCCUGUUGGCACAGGAAUCCCACCUCAUGUUGAUAGUCACUCAUCAUUUGGUGAUACAAUUUUGUCAUUUAGUUUGGGAAGUUCUAUUAUCAUGGAAUUUAAAAAUUUUAAAACUGGUGAAGUUGUUAACGUUGAUUUACCAAAAAGAUCGUUAGUUAUACUUCAAGAUGAUGCAAGAUAUUUGUGGAGUCAUACUAUAAGAGCAAGAAAAAGUGAUUUACUGGAUAAUGGAUUAAUUAGAGAAAGGGAUGAAAGAAUAUCGUUAACAUUGAGAGCAAUUAACACAACAUCAAGUUGUAAUUGCUCAUUCACUGAAAUUUGCGACAAUGAUAAAUUAAUUUGA